Messenger RNA from Symbiodinium necroappetens, 1173 nucleotides. NCBI's taxonomy places the organism in Eukaryota, Dinophyceae, Suessiales, Symbiodiniaceae. The record is from the annotation of a GenBank genome assembly.
AUGGGCCAGCAAGGGCUCCGCGCUCAAGCCAAGGAGUUUGUCCCCUCGUCAAUCUCCACGGCUGUCUUUCUGGGCCCUGCGGCACCAGUGAGAGUAGGCCCUAGCUGCGGUGAAGACUCCUGCGCUGUUGGUGGUGUGCAGGUGGAGGCAAGGCAGUCGGAAGUUGAGAAUGAUGUCGUGCAAUGUGGGAUGCUGACAAUGCAGCAGAAGAAGGUGGUGAAACGACUUACCAACGCACGGCUCCCCAUGAAAAGGCAAGGUGCCGAACAGCAAGAGAUCUCUUGUCUCCCAGCUGAGGAAUGGGGCCUGCAGGCAUUGGAUGCCGUUGAGGUCCCAGCCCAGCCGAGAAGCCUCGAGACCAAGAGUCUGCACAUCUUGCAGGCAGACAGUGCCGACACAUCAGCAUCGGAGGCGCCGAGUGGGCAGUGCCAGUCUGAUUUUCUCCCGGAAAAGCUCAGUGCAGUAGCUCAAGCCCCGCGGUGGCGGCUGCGGACACGCUCCGAUGAAUCAGGUGUGGAGGUUGAGAGGAUGUUGCAGCGUGAACCAACAGCAAUGAAUCUGGCAUCAGAAAAUCGGUUGGGCUUCCCAGAAAGUGAAGCUGCGGUGGCGGAGCACAACGCAUAUGGCAUUAUUGAAUUCAGAAACUCACACAGGCACGUUGAAAAGAAGCACGAUCCUGUCGUCGCGCGAAACAGCGAGAGCAGCGUUGAAGAGCAACAGGUAGCUGAUGUUGACAUCUGGGCUUCUCCUGCUUUCACCGAUGUGGCGCACCAUGGUUCAGAAGACUCGAUUCCACUGCAAUCUCGGCCUACAACUUCUCCGGCACCAAGUUCAGUGCUUGGGGCACCAUCUCAGAAUGUGCAGCCAGAUGGCACCCUCCCAUUCCAGGUUGAGUUUGGUGUCGAGUACGAUCGAGGCUGGGUCAAAUACAAGGACCCAGAAGGCGGAGAAAUCUGGUUCCACAAUGAACACACGGAUGACUACUUCUUUGCUCAGUACAGCCGUCAGUGGGGUUGGCUGCCCUACGAAAGCAAAAAGUUCUUUCUUUCCGUGGCGUCUGCGCCGAUCGGUGGCUCCACCAUGUCGAUCCCGUCUGAAGUGCAGGGCAUUUUGGCAGUCUUCGUCUGCGGCUGCUUCGUCACCUUGAACUUGAUUCUGUCCAAGUUGCUGCAG